GAGGGCGGGUGCGGAGGAAGUCACGUGCAGCGCGCUCACAUGACUGGCGGUGCGAUGGACCCGCUGCCCGCGGCGGCAGUCACGGCGGCAGCAGAGGCGGAAGCCGACGAGGAGGCGGACGCACCGGCAGCAGACUUGCCGAUGCCCCAGGCCAGCGAGGGGAGGGACCCGGAGCCCGGGCGCAUGCAGGUGCCGCAGGGGAACCCCCUGCUGCUGGCCCACACGCUGCAGGAGCUGCUGGCCAGGGACUCCGUGCAGGUGGAGCUCAUCCCCGAGAAGAAGGGCCUCUUCCUGAAGCACGUGGAGUAUGAGGUGUCCAGCCAGCGCUUCAAGUCCUGCGUGUACAGACGGUACAACGACUUCGUGGUCUUCCACGAGCUGCUGCUGCAGAAGUUCCCCUACCGCAUGGUGCCCGCCCUGCCGCCCAAGAGGAUGCUGGGAGCGGACCGGGAGUUCAUCGAGGGCCGGAGGAGGGCGCUGAAGCGCUUCGUCAACCUGGUGGCCCGGCACCCGCCCUUCUCGGAGGACGUGGUCCUCAAGCUGUUCCUGUCCUUCAGCGGCCCCGACGUGCAGAGCAGGCUGAAGGAGGCGGCCCAGUGCACGGGCGACGAGUUCCUGACCUGCAAGCUCGCUCCUCGGGCCAAGGACUUCCUCCCGGCGGACGUGCAGACACAGUUCGCGCUCAGCCGGGAGCUGAUCCGCAACGUGUACAACAGCUUCCACAAGCUGCGCGACCGGGCCGAGCGCAUGGCGUCCCGGGCCAUCGACAAUGCCGCCGACCUCCUCACCUUCGGGAAGGAGCUGAGUGCACUCGGGUCGGACACCACCCCGCUGCCCUCCUGGGCCGCCCUGCACAGCAGCACGUGGGGGUCCCUGAAGCAGGCGCUGAAGGGCCUGUCCGUGGAGUUCGCCGUGCUCGCGGACAAGGCCGCGCAGCAGGGCCGACAGGAGGAGAGCGACGUGGUGGAGAAGCUGAACCUCUUCCUGGACCUGCUGCAGUCCUACAAGGACCUGUGCGAGCGGCACGAGAAGGGCGUGCUGCACCGGCACCAGCGGGCGCUGCGCAAGUACAGCCUGAUGAAGAGGCAGAUGAGCGCCGCCGCGCACGGCCACGAGCCCGAGUCCGUGGAGCAGCUGGAGUCGCGCAUCGUGGAGCAGGAGAACGCCAUCCAGACCAUGGAGCUGCGGAACCACUUCUCCCUGUACUGCCUGCACCAGGAGAUGCAGCUGGUCCACGCCUACCUGCCCCUCACCUCCCACAUCCUCGGGGCCUUCGUCAACUCGCAGAUCCAAGGGCACAAGGAGAUGAGCAAGGUGUGGAACGACCUGAAGCCCAAGCUGCACUGCCUCUUCGUCGGGCCCAGCAGCACCCUGACCCCACCGAGGUCCCCGAGGGACGGCCUGUCUCCUCACUAGCGCCCAGGGGACCCGGCCCCCCACUGAAACCUCUUUCC
Phyllostomus discolor (pale spear-nosed bat) is the source of this 1454-nucleotide messenger RNA. RefSeq names its product sorting nexin 8 (gene SNX8). The record is from RefSeq and is a predicted model, not a curated record. The transcript is spliced from 11 exons. Gene Ontology annotation, biological process: retrograde transport, endosome to Golgi. NCBI's taxonomy places the organism in Eukaryota, Metazoa, Chordata, Mammalia, Chiroptera, Phyllostomidae. Bases 40 to 1416 code for a protein of 458 amino acids. Gene Ontology annotation, molecular function: phosphatidylinositol binding.